Messenger RNA from Alosa alosa (allis shad), 695 nucleotides. RefSeq names its product NADH:ubiquinone oxidoreductase complex assembly factor 8 (gene ndufaf8). Bases 192 to 404 code for a protein of 70 amino acids. Gene Ontology annotation, biological process: mitochondrial respiratory chain complex I assembly. The transcript has 3 exons. Lineage: Eukaryota; Metazoa; Chordata; Actinopteri; Clupeiformes; Clupeidae. Gene Ontology annotation, cellular component: mitochondrion. The record is from RefSeq and is a predicted model, not a curated record.
UGGCGCCUCGCAUGAAUCAUAACAAGGGUGAACAUCUUUUUAAAAAAUAAUAACGGAAUGACAGGUUUGCGAACUAAAUUGUACACACUCAGUGUAACCGUAUCCAGUCCUUAGUGGUAAUUAUAUUGGUGUUGUCAGGAAUACUAGACAAUCGUGUCCCGUUGUUGGAUAUUAGGUAAACCGGUCUCGAGAUGUCAGGGACAAAUGCUUGGAAGCGCAGUCGAGACCGAAUGAAGCUUUUCCCAGAGCUGCUGGCGCAAUGUGUACCGGAGGCAACUGCAUACGGCAAGUGUGUGACAGCGACGACCGUGGGCAAACAGGAGUUGCAGAAAGACUUGUGCGUGAAAGAGUUUGAAGCGCUGAAGACGUGCUUCACAUCAGCGGCAAAGAAAGCUGGGAAAUAGCAUCGAGUGUUGACACUUUCCUUGUCCAGGGAAAAAUAAGGACCUGCAUUAGGAUGUACAUUGUGAAGUCGCUGGAGAUGAGAAGACUACUGGGUUUGAAGAAUUAAUCUAUUUAUUCAUUUUGGCUCUGCGCUAUAAAAAAAACGCCCCUGAAAUACAGGAAUAACAGUGUUCUCAGUUUUAUAAAGAUGUAAAGACUUAAAAGAUUCAAAUGUUUGUAUCAAGUGAGUGUUCUGAAGUCAUUAUGGGUCAGUGUUACCCACAAUUAGGAAAUACACGUGUUUAUUUUCA